CAUCCUUCCAGCAGCUGCAUAGCGCAGCGAGGCGAACACGCAACUUUUUCUCAAACUUGUAAGUUCCCUUUCGGAAGGAACGCAACGGGGCAUUUUAGGUUUGAAGCAGAACCAGCACGUCUUCCUAGAAGGGUUCACUGUACGAAACGUGGCAAGAGGAACUGUCGAUGCAGGAAGUAGAAUGCAGUCUUGAGUGCUGAAGAGCUGCCAAGUUACUCUUUCUGCCUCUUCACCUUUUGAUCUAGACAAUCAAUCUUCUCAUGAAUCCAGGAAGUGGUAUCCCAAUCCAGAGGCAGGCAUGUCUCCCUGCUAAGUACCUUUAGCCUUUGGCACUGGUGUCAUGACCAGCCUGAAGCGCCCACUCAUGGAGCGCACUGUUGGGGGUUCCAUCCCAGCCACUGAUGAGUUUUACACCCGCCACCUCCGUAUAGUGAAUGGAGGGGCUGUGCCAACGCGCACAGACAAUUUCUAUGCUACUGUGAGUACAGGAGUGCCUAAGAUGGGUGUACGGGCUCGGGUGGCUGACUGGCCCCCAAGGAAAGAUGUGCCAGGGCCUUGGUGGCACCCUGUUACAGAAUCCGAGAACUCUGGUGUGCCCACCACUGGAAAAACACACAUUAGGUUAGGUUCUGUUAUGAGCCCUCAGGACUUAUCAAUGCUGCGUAACAUCCACAAUACUUUGAAGAAUCGUACCCAGGCCCAGACUAACAGUUACAGCCCUGACACCCGGUACCUAGCCCCGGCAGACUCCAAAGGUCCUGCAAAUAAAAGCUCACGGCAGAGGCGUGUCCCUCAGCGCAGCAACAGUGACAUGACUAUCAGUGAGUUGGAAGGCAGUGGGGACAGCGGAGAGGACUGGGGACCACAAUCAGGAGCCAAAUGGUCACCUCUCCAUCGUGAAUACGGUAGCACCUCAUCAAUAGAUCAGCAUGGAGUAUCUGGAGAGAACUUCUUUGAAAUGCUUAAGGGCUAUCAAGGGGACAAAGUUGACCAGCGUAGUCCUGCUCCAGAAAAACUGGAGGACAUGCUGAAUGUUGGGCCCAAGCAGGCCAUCAUUGAUCUAAAGGAGAACACAGACGGCCAGACUCCUAAAGCUAAGGACAGAGAUAAGGCCUCAAAGAGACGCACUAAAUCUGAGACAGGAGGUGAGUCUAUAUUCCGCAAGCUUCGCAAUGUGCGGGGUGAGUCGGACUCCCCCAGAGUGGGGUCUGACAUAGAGGACAGCCGGAUAGAAGACAUGGGCCCCCCUCUUAAACCCUGGCUGUGUCCAAAAGGAUUUGCCCACUAUGAUGUUCAGAGCAUGCUGUUUGACCUCAAUGAAGUAAUUCACUUGCGGCAGACUGCAGGUAAGAGGAAAAACACCACCACGGGGGCUUCUGCCGCUGCUGUAGCAUCAGCUACCUCCACCCUCUCCUCCACCCACAGCCUGUCUUACAACUCCCCAGCUGGCAGCCAAGAAGAGCUCAGUUCGAGGGACAGCCCUGGUCUGGACACAGGAGAUGAACAAAGCAACGAAAUGCUGCUAAGCUGUCCCUGCUUCCGCAACGAGAUAGGUACUGAUAACAAUGGGAGGCACAGACUGGGAGCAGGUGGGGCAGGAUAUCAUGGGCAUGUGGGUGGGGUAACAAGUAACAGUGGCUCAGGAAGUUUGAGUGGGGAAGAAAAGUUGUAUGAAGCAUCUGUGAGCACACACUGCACAAAUGCUGGAGUAGCAGUGCUCGAGGGACCAAAGGAGGGCCCCAGCACGCUCAGUGAAAAGGGAAAACAAUACAUAGUGGAGCAUGUGGACCUGGGAGCCUACUACUACAGGAAGUUCUUCUACCUUAGGGAGCACUGGAACUACUUUGGGGUAGACGAGGCACUCGGUCCUGUGGCAGUGAGCUUGCGCAGAGAGAAACUAGAAGAGGACAAGGAACACGGCCAGCAGUAUAAUUAUCGCCUCAUUUUCAGAACCAGUGAGCUGACGACUCUCCGAGUUUCUAUCCUGGAGGAUGCAGUGCCUUCCACCUCUAAGCACGGCACCACCCGAGGGCUGCCCAUCAAAGACAUACUGGAGUACCUUCUCCCUGAGCUGGAUCUGUCCUGCCUUAGACUGUCCCUCAACACACCCAAAGUCACUGAGCAGCUGAUGAAACUGGACGAACAAGGGCUGAGUUUUCAGGUGAAAGUGGGGGUGAUGUACUGCCGAGCAGGCCAGAGUACAGAAGAGGGGAUGUACAACAACGAGACAGCCGGUCCCGCCUUGGAAGAAUUUCUCCAACUGCUUGGGGAGAAGGUUCGCCUUAAGGGCUUCACCAAGUACAGAGCCCAGCUGGACACCAAAACGGAUUCCACGGGUACUCACUCCCUGUACACUUCAUACAAGGACUAUGAGAUCAUGUUCCAUGUGUCGACUCUGUUGCCUUACACACCCAACAACAAACAACAGUUGCUGAGGAAGCGCCAUAUAGGCAACGACAUAGUGACCAUUGUGUUCCAGGAACCCGGUGCUCACCCCUUCACUCCCAAGGCCAUUCGCUCUCACUUUCAACAUGUCUUCAUCAUUGUCCGAGUGCACAAUCCCUGCUCUGACAACACAUGCUACAGUGUGGCUGUUACUCGCUCCCAGGAUGUCCCCUCCUUUGGCCCACCAAUCCCCAAUGGUGUGACCUUCCCCAAGUCCACUGUCUUCAGGGACUUCCUGUUGGCCAAAGUCAUAAACGCUGAGAACGCAGCCCACAAGUCAGAUAAGUUUGGCGCCAUGGCAACACGCACACGGCAGGAGUACCUACGGGACUUAGCAGAGCGUCAUGUGACCAGUACUCCAGUAGAACCCGCUGGGAAAUUCCCUUUCAUCUCUCUGGCACACAAACGGCGCGAGAGGGUGCGUCCAUACAGUGGGGCAGAGCUUCGAAGUCUGGGAGCGGUGACCUGGCAGGUGCAUGUUGAAGAUCAGGUAGCCGGUGCUGAACGUGAGUGCCUGCUGGCCAUUUCAAAUGACUUCAUCAUCCUACUGGAUCAGGAGGCCAAAGCAGUUGUAUUUAACUGCACCACACGUGAUGUGAUUGGUUGGUCAACGGGGAGCCCUGCCUCCCUGAAGAUCUACUAUGAGCGUGGUGAGAGUGUGUCAUUGCGGUCCAUCAAUAACAACACAGAAGAUUUUGGAGAGGUUGUCAAAAGACUGGAGCUGUUGACUAAAGGCAGUCAGACCACAGACAUGACCCUGCGCCGUAACGCACUAGGCCAGCUGGGCUUUCAUGUCAACUUUGAGGGCAUUGUAGCCGAGGUUGAGCCCUACGGUUAUGCCUGGCAGGCUGGUCUCAGGCAGGGCAGUCGAUUGGUGGAGAUUUGUAAGGUGGCAGUAGCCUCACUGUCCCACGAGCAGAUGAUCGACCUGCUCCGAACCUCGGUCACUGUGAAGGUGGUUAUCAUUCCUCCUCAUGAAGACUCUACGCCACGCAGAGGUUGCUCGGAAAUCUACCACAUGCCUCUAGUGGACUACAAGAAUCACAAGGAGGGCAUGCCCUAUGAGUUAAAGUUCCCCUUCCGCCCCACCAGCAACAACACCAGGUGGCCACGCACUACAUCCAGCCCACAAACACGUGCUGCUGGCACUGGGGGGACCUUGAUCAAGGCCCCACCUUCAGACUUUAGUGACCGGAACUCUGCUAUUCCCCGCAGUGUGUCCAGUGAUGGCCGGCCCCUUAACUCCAAAAGAUAUUCCCCAAGCAAUGACAAUUACGCUCUUGUCGGCACCAUCAUGAUGGGUCGCACACUGCACAACACAAACUCCCCUUCCAGCCUCUCCUACACAGACUGGAAGGGGAGCUCCAGCCACUGGAGGCAGAAAUCUAUGCCUGAUGGGUUUAAUAACAACAACUGCCAUGACCCUGUGUCAUCUGUGCAGCAGGCAGGUGAUAUGACCAGUGGGAUCAAAGCGUCAUCUAGCACUGGUGUUGGAUGGACCCGAACUGGGGGGGCGGAUGCAGGCAGCAGACUGGGGGACAAAAGCAAUGCAGACACUGUGGUUUCCAAGGCAGUGAUUUCUCGACUUCAUCUGGCAGAGCAGAGCGACCACAUGUCUCCUAACAAAAGCACUAAGGUGGACACGCCAUAUUCUUCCAGCCAGUCAAGCAGCAACACGCUCUCCAGCAACGCCUCCAGCUCUGUGCACAGUGAUGAGAAGUGGUACGAAGUUGGCUCACGUUCUGGAGUGCAGAGUGAGUUGGAGCUCAGCGGUUACCUUCAGGGCACCUCCACUGACAGCGGCAUUGAUGCCACCUCCUUCACUGCCACCCAAAGCAGCACAUCUUCCUCCACUGGUGCCUUUAGGGGCAGCGAGAAAAUCCCAUGGCAGGAUGACUCAGCAGGCAGCCAGAGGGCCACUGACACUUUGCCUAAAACAACAGACAACCUUGUUGCCAUUGGAAGCAGUGAGAACCCGGAAAAGAGCCCACCAGCUCCUGACAGUGGCUCCUACAGCCGGAGUGAUGGCGCCUCCCACUCCAGCAUGCUGAGUUCUGGCCACUCAGGGAGCCCAGUGGGUCAGGGCUGCAUCCCCAUGUCACCACAGGAGGAGGCAGCAGCAGCAGCAGCAGCCCCAGCCACUUCACCCACAUCCCCUAAACCCCAAUCCCCAGGGACCAAGAGUUUCUACCCUCGUCAAGGAGCAACAUCAAAAUACCUAAUCGGAUGGAGGAAACCUGGGGGAACCGUCAACUCUGUGGACUUUGGCAGCACUCGCAAACGGCACCAGAGUGACUGUCACCUGGGUGGCCAGCUGCAGCUCAGGGCCAAUCUCCGUGACUCCUCGUCGCCCCAGCGGACCACUGCCAAGUCCAGCUUGGAAGAAGACUUGAAGAAGCUCAUAAUGCUUGACAGCCCUCCACCCACUGCACAUGAAGAGAAGCCGUUAUUUCUGGGCCCACCGCCCAAUCGUCGCUCACUCCAGAGAACACUAUCAGAUGAGAGUAUCUACGGUGGGCAGAGGGGACCGUCCUCCAGCGGACAGCGUGAUACCACCACUGACCUUCUGUUCAGCUGCUUGACCAUGCCACGCUCACCCACUGCUCGCCGUGGACCAAGCCGCCGAUCAUCAUACAAAUCCCUAGGAGACUUGUCAGCCCCAGAGAACUCUGAGUCGGAGCAGGAGAAGCAGCAGCAGCAGUUGCAGGACCCUGUCCUCAUGCCCCUGCCUGACACUGGUGCAGAUGGCCCGCUGGAUUGGGCCCACCUGGUAGAUGCUGCCAAGGCCUUCGAGGAGCAAAGGCUGGUCUUCCUAGCAGCCCAGGAGGAGAACUCCAUGGCUGAGAGUGCAGCAGCCACCAUCCCCCAGCAGGCUGAGCCUCAAGCAGCCCCACUGAAACAGCCCUCACCUGGAGAGACUCCAGUUUGUCUGAUGGGGAAGGUCGGCCAACUGGAGUCACUGGUGAAGGCACUACAGGAGGACCUGAGGAAAGAGAAGGAUGCCAAAGCGUCACUGCAGGCUCAGAUUCAGAGCCUGCGAGAGGACAACCAGCGUCUUCUGGAGGAAUCCUACAGCGCCUCAGCCAAGCUCAAGAAGUUCACUGAGUGGGUUUUCAACACCAUUGACAUGAACUGAUGCAUAGAGCUGCUGAUUGCUCUACAUUAGGAGUCGGAUAACUACUCAAACUGAUCUAAAACGUAGUUGCUCAGUACUGUACACGCUACAGGAUUAGUCACACUGUGACCUGUUUCUCUUGGGUUUUAACAAACCAGUGCCAACAUGAAAUUAACAUGCCAUCCUGUGAUCAUCAUUACAAGACAGAACAGUUGAAUACAGAAAAAAGAGCAGUAACUGUGUUACAGUUUUAAUCAGCAUGCACUCUCUUCAUUAAGAUUUCACAAAUAUUAUGAUACUUUGUGCCCAUGUGAAUGGAUUGUUCCUGCAUGCCAGCAAAUGUUGCUGUGAACGUAAAAGGAUUUAAAUUUACUGUCCCAGUUUAGCUCCCCAGCUACCCUAAUUACAAGUGAAUAGCUUUCCAAUUAAAAAGCUUCAGUUUAUUCAUCCCAUGCAAGAGUAGGCAAAAAUAGCCCUUCUAUGAGAGAGGCUGACACGUUCUAAAAGUUCACUGACUUUGUGCUUUGUAAUUUAAUUGCUCUUUAGAGAUUUUCCAAAUUUCCUAAUUCAGUGAUAACAGCAUUGAUUACUUUUUAUUCCUAACCAAAAGAAAAGAAGCUGCAUGAGAUGACGAUGUCAUCCCCUAAAAGAGAUUAUGGGUUUUCACUAACAGUGUGGGUAGGUAGAUACAGACAGACAGACAGCCCUUGCAUAGCACAUGGUGGAAACCACUAAGGUCAAGUGCCUGUCUGUAUUGUUAUAAAAAGUGUAACAAAUGCUUUUCUAGAGGGUUAAAAGCAAGUAAAACUUGUACAGGACUGCUGGUCACAAGUUGAUGAAAUGAAAAAAUAUUGUAAAAACACAGAAGUCGCUAUGGAGACUGACAACUCAGUGUCUGAUUCAGAUUAAUGUACUCUGUGUGUGUGUGUCUGUGUGUGUGUGUGUGUGU
Messenger RNA from Monopterus albus (swamp eel), 6509 nucleotides. Its product is annotated as signal-induced proliferation-associated 1-like protein 1. Gene Ontology annotation, cellular component: cytoplasm. The transcript has 21 exons. The coding region runs from base 341 to 5581 and encodes 1746 amino acids. The record is from RefSeq and is a predicted model, not a curated record. Lineage: Eukaryota; Metazoa; Chordata; Actinopteri; Synbranchiformes; Synbranchidae. Gene Ontology annotation, biological process: regulation of small GTPase mediated signal transduction. Gene Ontology annotation, molecular function: GTPase activator activity; protein binding.